Molecule: messenger RNA, 2021 nt
Organism: Papilio polytes (common Mormon)
Lineage: Eukaryota; Metazoa; Arthropoda; Insecta; Lepidoptera; Papilionidae
Gene: Gdh
Product: glutamate dehydrogenase, mitochondrial
Exons: 9
Coding region: 159-1823 (554 amino acids)
Biological process (GO): L-glutamate catabolic process
Cellular component (GO): mitochondrion
Molecular function (GO): L-glutamate dehydrogenase (NAD+) activity
Source: RefSeq, a predicted model, not a curated record
AUGUAACCAUAAAUAUAUAGUCGGAGGCUCGUGGCGCUUGUAGUUUGUCGGGCCGGGUCGUCUCUGCAGAUUAACAAAUUAUAAAUUCGUGUAUAUUAACUUUAAGUGUAGGGCGACCCGAUUCCAAACCCGACCAGAGUACUUAAGUAUUAACGACAAUGUUGCAUUUAAAGAACAUUGCAAAAUCUGUGGUACCGCCCCUCAAGAAUUCUGUUCAAAAUGAAGGAGUCAAUAAUAUGUUCAGAAUUGCGCCCGCAGCUGUUAACGUUUGCUGCAGAACCUACGCAAGCCAUGAAAUUCCAGACAGGCUCAAGGAUGUGCCGACGAGUGCAAACCCAAGGUUCUUUGAUAUGGUUGAAUACUUCUUUCAUAGAGCCUGUCAAGUAAUAGAAGAUAAACUGGUGGAAGACGUAAAAUCUAGAGUAUCAACAGAAGAAAAGAAGAAAAAAGUCGCCGGUAUCCUGAAACUUAUGCAGCCAUGUGAUCAUAUCUUGGAAAUUCAAUUUCCACUUAAACGUGAUUCCGGUGAUUACGAAAUGAUUCUUGGGUACCGGGCGCAACACUCCUCGCACAGGACCCCUACAAAAGGAGGUAUACGAUUCUCAACCGACGUGACCAGAGAUGAAGUCAAGGCUCUAUCCGCUCUGAUGACGUUCAAGUGUGCGUGCGUCGAUGUGCCCUUCGGCGGCGCCAAGGCCGGCAUCAAGAUCAACCCCAAGGAAUACUCUGAACAUGAAUUAGAAAAGAUUACUCGUCGUUUCGCUCUCGAGCUUGCCAAAAAGGGUUUCAUCGGGCCUGGUGUAGAUGUGCCCGCUCCCGAUAUGGGCACAGGUGAGCGUGAGAUGUCCUGGAUCGCGGACACCUACGCCAAGACCAUUGGAUAUCAGGAUAUCAACGCCCACGCUUGUGUCACCGGCAAACCUAUCAAUCAGGGUGGCAUCCACGGCAGAGUGUCUGCUACCGGUAGGGGCGUUUUCCACGGCCUGGAGAACUUCAUCAACGAGGCAAACUACAUGAGCAUGAUCGGCACAACUCCGGGUUGGGGCGGCAAGACGUUCAUAGUGCAGGGCUUCGGUAACGUGGGUCUGCACACGUGCCGCUACCUCGUGCGGGCCGGCGCCACCUGCAUCGGCGUCAUCGAGCACGACGGCGCCAUACACAACCCUGAGGGAAUCGACCCUAAGGCGUUGGAGGACUACCGUAUCGAGAAGGGGACAAUCGUGGGCUUCCCCGGCGCUCAGGCGUACGAGGGCGAGAACAUGCUGUACGAGAAAUGCGACAUCCUCGUGCCAGCCGCCGUCGAACAAGUCAUUCACAAGGAGAAUGCACACAAGAUACAGGCUAAGAUCAUCGCGGAAGCUGCCAACGGGCCAACGACCCCCGCAGCCGACAAGAUCCUGAUCGACCGCAACAUCCUGGUCAUCCCUGACCUGUACAUCAACGCUGGUGGUGUGACAGUUUCCUUCUUCGAGUGGCUCAAGAACCUCAACCAUGUCUCAUACGGAAGACUCACCUUCAAAUACGAGCGCGACUCCAACCACCAUCUCUUGGAAUCCGUACAAGAAUCCCUAGAAAGACGCUUUGGUCGCGUCGGCGGCCGCAUCCCCGUGACGCCAUCCGAGGCCUUCCAGAAACGUAUCUCCGGCGCCUCCGAGAAAGAUAUCGUGCACUCCGGUCUCGACUACACCAUGGAGAGAUCUGCUAGGGCUAUUAUGAAGACCGCAAUGAAGUUCAACUUGGGUCUAGAUCUGAGAACCGCCGCGUACGCCAACUCCAUAGAGAAGAUAUUCACCACGUACGCCGACGCCGGCCUUGCAUUCUAAAUAAUUACUAUUUUACUUAAAAUUGGCUGCAUUUUGUAGACUCUCCAUUAGUAACCCCGAGCACAGCAUAAGACAUUUUAAUCACAGUAUUUUUUCUUUAUUGAAAUCAUGGCGUUUUAAUAUUAUUUUAAUUGUAAGCGAAAGUUGUAAUUUCGAUUUGUAUUGUCUUCAAUUUAAAUAAAUCUUGUUUUACUGUUA